UUACGCCUACAUUAUUUUCCAAAUAAAAUUCCUACCUGGUUUCCCCAGCAAGCCAAUUUUCGGCAGUAUCAGGAUGUCUUUUUUCUGUCUAAUAUUUUUCACGUACGAGAACACGAGUCAAGUGUCGUGAACGCAGAACUGCAAAUCACCACCACCAUGCAUGAAGAGACUCGGGCAAUCCAUCAAAACCCUACUUACCAAUGGUCUCUACUCACAAGCCCUCAAAGCCUCUACAGCUCCCAUCCCCUACCUCCUUGACCAAACCUACGCCCUCUUUAUAAAGUCCGGCCAUCCCCUCGACCCAUACCUCUCCGCCACUCUCAUCUCCCACUUCUCUAAACUCGGAGAUUUCUCACGAGCUACUAAUUUCUUUUCCGACACCCAGAACCCCGACAUAGUCUCCUUCAAUGCCCUCAUUUCCGGUUUCGCCAGGUUUCGCCUACCCAAAUUGGUUUUCGAGCUAUUUGGCACGUUGAGACAUCUGGGUCUGAAACCUGACGUGUUUACUUUGAGCUCUUUGGUGAAAGCUUGUGAGAGUUUGGAGGAAAACGAAGCUGCCCAUGGAGUUUGUUUGAGAAUGGGGUUUGGCUCAGGCGCAUAUUUGGUGAGUGGGUUUAUUGAGAAUUAUGCAAGAGCUGGUGAUGUUGAAAAGGCCGAGAAGUGUUUUGGGGAGUGUUUGGAAGUCGAUAAUGUGGUUUGGACGGCGAUGGUUUCUGGGUAUGUGUGGAAUGGGGAGUUUGAGAAGGGUAAGGAGGUUUUUGUGGGGAUGAGGGGUUUGGCUAUGGAUCUGAAUGAGUUUUGCUUGACUGGGGUGCUUGGCGCAUUGUCUGAUGUCAGAGAGGGGGAGCAGGUUCAUGGGCUUGCUAUUAAGAUGGGUUUGUUAUUUGGCGCUUCGAUACAUUUGAACAACGCGAUUAUGAGCAUGUACGGUAAACGGGGGAAUAAGGUGGCUGCUGUUAGGAUGUUCGAUGAAAUUGCUGAUCCAGAUGUUGUAUCUUGGACUGAGAGGAUAGGAGCUGCUUGUGAUGGUGUGGAAGCUUUGGAAAUAUUUCAAGUAUUGCACUCUGGAGAUUUGGAGUUGAAUGAGCAUACAAUGAUCAAUGUUUUGUCUGCCAUUGCUGGCUCAAGGCUCUUAAUUUCUGGUAGGCAAGUCCAAGCACUUUGCCAUAAGGUGGGGUUUUUGCAGGUGAUUUGUGUUAGCAACGCAUUGGUAUCCAUGUAUGGGAAGUGCGGUCAAACGAAUGAUGCUAGGCGCGCUUUUGAUGAUAUGCUUCUUCGGGAUUCUGUUUCUUGGAAUUCUAUCAUUAAUGUGUAUUCUGAAAAUGGAUUGAGUGGGGAGGCUUUCAAGGUGCUUUCUCAGAUGCGUGGCCUUUGGAUACAACCAAAUGAGUAUACUUUGGCUAGCAUUCUUGAAGUGGUUUCGAACUCAAAUUCUGUAGAGGAGGCAAUGCAAAUCCACUCACAUUUGAUUAAAUGUGGCUUCAUGUCAGAUGAUUCCAUGGUGUCUUGCUUGAUAACAACAUAUGGUAAAUGCAGUGGGAUUUCCAAAUCAAAAGAGGUGCUCUCAGAGAUUGAUGGUAUUAAUGUGGUACAUCUCAAGGCAAUGGCAGCUACUUAUGUUUAUGCUGGUUGUCAUGCCGAUGCUAUAAAAUUGUUCCACGCCUCAAGAAGUUUGUACCUUAAUGUGGACGUCACAAUCUUCAGUAUUGUCCUUAAAGCUUGUGGUGCUAUGACAGAUUUGGUACAAGGAAGAGUGGUACAAUCUCUGUGUCUCAAAUUUGGAUUUGAUCAGGACAGCUUCAUUGAAAGCACGGUUGUUGACAUGUACUGUAAGUGUGGAAGCAUAGGUGAUGCAGAGAAGGCUUUUGGGAUUACAUAUAAAGACAAUUUGGCAGCUUGGAAUGCCAUGAUGAUGGGAUAUGCUCAACAUGGCUGUUUUCAUGAAGUUUCAAGGCUUUUUAAUAAGAUGUACGAAUUUGGAAUAGAACCGGAUGAGAUAACUUUUCUUGCAGUUCUUACUUCAUGCUGUCAUGCUGGGCUGGUGAGAGAAGCGCAUACUUACUUAAACUCUAUGUUUCAACUUCAUGGAUUAAUCCCACAUUUAGAACACUAUGCCUGCAUGGUCGACCUGUUUGGUCGAGUUGGACUCCUGGAAGAUGCAAAGAGAACAAUUGAUCAAAUGCCCUUUCACCCUGAUGCUCAAAUCUGGCAGAUUCUUCUAUCAGCUUGUAACCUCCACGGCAAUGUAGAUCUGGGGAAUGUUGCAGCCAGGAAACUUCUUGAGCUGCAGCCUGAUAAUGAAUCUGCCUAUCUUCUUCUAUCAAAUCUAUAUGCUUCUGCUGGUAUGUGGAAUACCGUUGGGAAGAUGAGGAAAGAAAUGAAAGAAAAACUAGUUCGCAAAGAACCUGGUUCUAGUUGGAUUCAAGUUGGAGGCUCUGUGCAUUACCUUUUUGCGGGUGACACGUCACAUCCUGCGAGUAAAGAAAUAUAUACGGUGCUAAGAAGGCUGUAUGAGCAGAUACUAGCAUUACCAAAACUAGAACAAAACAACGCUUUUCUACUGGAAAUAUGAAGCAUGAAGUGAAGGAAUUCAUUUUUAUUUUUGCAGCAAGAAACUAGCUGGGGGGUUUGUUUUUCCCGAGCUCAUCAUGUUUGCUUUCAGUGUCAUAUCAUCAGGUCAGUGAUGGGUGGCAUUCAUCCAAUUUUACAGAACAUUCAAACUUGACGAGAAGCUGGAUGUAAUCUCUUGGCUUUUGUAAGGUAGAGGAGUGCUGCCGAUCUGAAGAUCCUCUAGACAGCACUGAGACUAUGGAAUGGAAAGCAUAUGCUGCUAUCUUAGACUUUAUCUGCCCCCUUUUUGGAAGAGGCCUGCUUCCCCUCAAACUUUUGGUGAUUGCAGUGGCGGGAACAUCACUGACCUUGUUCCUCAUUGUGCAAACAGAGUCAAUUUCACCUUCUUUCUUCUAAAUACUCUUGUUUGAUAGAUGUGGUUAUGUGAUCCAUCGUGAGUUUAUAUAGCAUCACAUCUUCCCCAAUAAUACCAGUGAUGGGGAUGAUUGAUCUUGGUGAGUGAAGAUAGAAACAACCUUUUCAGACUGGCGGUGGUUGGGGAGCAUGCCAGCACGAUUGUCUGGCUGUACAAGAUUCCUUUCAGCUCAACUUGAGACAACUUGAAUUCAAGGUUGAUUUGAUGACUGAUUGAUUAAACAAAAUGAUCCAUAGUUUAUUGUGCAUUCUGUUUUUCAGCCUGUCGGAUUAUGAACACGUGUGGAUUCAAGACAUAUCUAGGAGCUCUCUUGUAGACCUUGGCCCUGGUUUCUGGCUUUCUUUAGUGGAUAAGUGGAUAAGGAGUACGACAGGAUUUGAAUUCAUAUAAUGGGAGAUCUCCUUGGUAAAAUCAAAUGGCUUUGUUAAUACCUACAGGUCAGUCCACCUUGCUCAAUUACGUGUAUUCUUAUGUUGAAGCACAUGGUGAACCAGUUUAUUUCCCAGGAGAGAGUAAUGAUGAUGAUGCUGAUGGAUGUAGCAACGGUUAUGGUGCCCAUCUCUUUAAUAACUUGAGGUUUUAUUUAUUUUAGUGCUUAGCAACAAUCAUCUUGAUUAGUCAACCAUUUGAGCAGAUUAUUAAAAUACGUUGCCCUCAUAUGAUCUGUAGUCUUGAACAAGUCCUGAAGUUUGUGGUUAUUUUGGAAUUGGAAGCUACUGGACAUUUUGUUUAAAAUGCUGUUUUUUGUGUC
This is a messenger RNA of Carya illinoinensis, 3737 nucleotides long. Its product is annotated as pentatricopeptide repeat-containing protein At3g09040, mitochondrial-like. The transcript is spliced from 4 exons. Gene Ontology annotation, molecular function: RNA binding; protein binding. Gene Ontology annotation, biological process: RNA modification. Lineage: Eukaryota; Viridiplantae; Streptophyta; Magnoliopsida; Fagales; Juglandaceae. The record is from RefSeq and is a predicted model, not a curated record. The coding region runs from base 161 to 2572 and encodes 803 amino acids.